AUGACAUUGAGAGAGAUGUGGCACAGCUUCAGGGACUGUGGGCAGGAGCAGUCCUGGGACACAGAGACCAGAGACUUGAGAGAGACCAGGAAGGGCCUCAGAAAGACUCUGUCAAACAUCCUGGCCCUGCAGGCACAGAAAGGAAAUGACAGUGGCGUCAGAGCAAGAAGGAUGGGAGACCGUUCCCAUUUCUCUCCCGGGAAUAUCGCCCUGACCUGGCUUCAGGAUCAGGAACCCCUGAGCCAGGAUGCCCAGCAGUUUAGGGGAGUCCUGCCUGGUGGGAAUGGGACCUACUAGGUGUGGGGGGCCAUAAGGAUUCCCCAGGGAGAGGAGCAGAGGUUCACUGGCCACAUGGAAGCCACAGGGAGCCACACUGCACACCCUGUACAUUUGGGUAAACCUGGGUGA
Molecule: messenger RNA, 408 nt
Organism: Mirounga angustirostris (Northern elephant seal)
Lineage: Eukaryota; Metazoa; Chordata; Mammalia; Carnivora; Phocidae
Gene: MICA
Product: MHC class I polypeptide-related sequence A
Exons: 2
Biological process (GO): antigen processing and presentation of endogenous peptide antigen via MHC class Ib; immune response; positive regulation of T cell mediated cytotoxicity
Cellular component (GO): external side of plasma membrane
Molecular function (GO): peptide antigen binding; signaling receptor binding
Source: RefSeq, a predicted model, not a curated record